Neospora caninum is the source of this 366-nucleotide messenger RNA. RefSeq names its product sm protein, related. The transcript has a single exon. Gene Ontology annotation, molecular function: RNA binding. Gene Ontology annotation, cellular component: U4 snRNP; U5 snRNP; U12-type spliceosomal complex. Lineage: Eukaryota; Apicomplexa; Conoidasida; Eucoccidiorida; Sarcocystidae. The record is from RefSeq and is a predicted model, not a curated record. The coding region runs from base 1 to 366 and encodes 121 amino acids. Gene Ontology annotation, biological process: spliceosomal snRNP assembly; RNA processing.
AUGAAGCUCGUGCGCUUUCUGAUGCGUCUCGCGAAUGAGACGCUGGUGAUUGAGUUGAAGAACGGUACGGUGAUCCAUGGCACGGUCGUCGGCGUGGACAUCAGCAUGAACACUCACCUGAAGAACGUGAAGAUGACCCUCAAGCACGGCAACCCCACGUCUCUGGAGCACCUGACCAUUCGCGGCAACAACAUCCGCUACUUUAUCCUCCCCGACUCGCUCCCCCUCGACACUCUGCUGAUCGACGACACGCCUCUCCAGCGCCCCGCGAGAGAAGCCGGAAGACCUAUCCAGAGAAUGCGGGGACGCGGCCGAGGUCGAGGCGGAAGUGCAUUCCGCCCGCGCGGAGGGCCUCUCAGAAGAUAA